Molecule: messenger RNA, 3041 nt
Organism: Physcomitrium patens
Lineage: Eukaryota; Viridiplantae; Streptophyta; Bryopsida; Funariales; Funariaceae
Source: RefSeq, a predicted model, not a curated record
UGGUUUAGGUCAGCUUUGUUUCCGUCUUGGUCCGUUGCGAUUGCCUUUGUGCGGGUUCGGUUGGUUCGAGGCGUUGGCUGCCUUCCGCUCUCCUGCCCUUGUUGGUCUCGUCGUUUUCCUCUCCGUUCGCGCUUUUUUGGGAUAGCGUGCGUAGUUUGCCGCGACGCGGCGGUGAUGAUCGGCGGUGGUUCUUUGGAACUUUGGGAUUGGGGGUUGAUGGAAUCACGAUUAGGUCGCCGGGGCUGGGGAGGGGAAUUUGCGGAACUGGAUUGGUGGCAGCCCUUGGGAACUGGAGGUGGAGGUGGAGGGGGAGAUGCGGAUGCGGUGGGUGGGAGCUGCAUGCCGUCCCUGGUUUCUGAGCAUUUUGGUUUGAUUGAGGUUCGCGGAGCGAGUUUGCGCAUGUGCGAGGGCGGAGUCCGGAUUGUGCCUGGCAGGACGUAGGGGUAGAUUUGGGGCGGGUUGACGGUGGCGAAGAAGCUGGUGGGGCGACUGCAGCGUCGAUGGGUGCAGAUGUGGAGGUGUGGGUGUCUCGGAGUGACUGAGAGCAUGGAGGUGUGGAUGGGGCUGGGUCUGGACACUUGACGUGGUUGAGUGCCGGGCGUGUGUGGAACGCCGAGAAGGCAUAGUGUAGCACAUGCGUAGACCCGUUGCGGUGGGAGGUUGGAGGAGAGGAAUUGGAAAGGGAUCACAGGAGUGUCGCAGACUGUGUUUCGGCACGAGAUUUGUGGUGGUGGGGUGGUAUCUCGCAAUCGGCCCCCACGCACCCCGCCCUGGUGGUGGUGGUAGAAGCCAGCAGCACUGGCAGGUCCGGACGCCCGAAGCCGGGCUCGAGAUCGCGCUGCCCGCAGGGCGGCAGCUUCCGAGGGUAAGAAGCAAGGUGGUGCGCAGGAGGAAGCACAAAUUGGAUCGCGUCCGCUGAGUCCGCAAGGUCAAGUUCGGGGUGGGGGAGGGAUGGGCGCGAACGGGGCGAGUUCAUCGGGCGUCAGCAAUGGGCUGGCGAGUUCGAGCCUAGCGGGGGCUGGGAGCCGGUUCAAUUCGCUGGCCCCGCAGUCGCCGAUAUAUUCGCUGACACUGGACGAGUUCCAGACUGCACUCUCGGAGCCGGCGAAGAACCUUGGGUCGAUGAACAUGGACGAGUUUGUGAAGAACAUAUGGAGCGCGGUAUGGACUAAUGACGAGAGUCAGGCCAUGGCCGAAGCAAUGGGGCCCCUGGGCGACGCGGGGCAAGGCAGCGGUGAACUGUCGAGGCAGCCGAGUCUGCAGAAGCAGGGGUCGAUCAGCCUGCCGCGAACGCUGAGCAUGAAGACGGUGGACGAGGUUUGGAAUGACAUACAUCGGGGGUUGUCGGAGCAAUCCGAGGCCGGCGGGGAGCCUGUCGGAGGGGGUUCGGAACAGGAGAGGACAAAGACAUUUAAGAAGAUGACGUUGGAGGAUUUUCUGGUGAAGGCGGGGGUGGUGAUGGAAGAUUCGGAGGCGGCGACGCAAGGGUUCAGUUCGUUUAUGGGUGGGGCGGGGAACCAGGAGAAGAGUAGGAUCGCGCACGGAGGAAGGGCCGGCGAAAUUGUGCCGACGCUGUCAUUGUCCCCUGCAAAUGUGAUGACGAGUCAGGCGACGAUUGGAUCCAUGCAGAUAGACGCGUACAACAAGAACCAGGCUGCUGGCACACAGCAGCAGCAGCAACAGCAGCAGGCUGACUGGCUGCGCAGUAUCGCACAGCAGCAGGCAGCAGCGGAGGCCGCUUACGCGAACGUGGCGGCGAAGAGGAUGGGGAACGGAGCCGGUCCGAUGGUGGGCAUGGGCGGAUUGAGGAUGGGUGGAGCGAUUGGGCCGAGCAUGGGGCCAGGGAUGGGUGGGGCGAUGACGGGCGGAGGAUUGGGGUUGGGUCUCGGGGGCGGGAUGACGGCGAAUAUGGGGAUGGGUGCGAAUUCUCCACCAAGUCCGGAUUCGGAUGGUGGGCGCAGCGGUCUGUCGCUAUCGCCGAUUCAGUAUGGGGCGGAUGGGUCGGUGCGGGGAAGGAAGAGGGGGUCGGAUGGUGCAGUGGAGAAAGUAGUGGAAAGGCGGCAGCGGCGGAUGAUCAAGAACAGGGAAUCGGCGGCGCGGUCUCGGGCCCGGAAGCAGGCUUACACAGUGGAGCUGGAGGCGGAAGUGAGCCAGUUGAAAGAGGAGAACAUGCGAUUGAGGAAGCAUCAGGAGGAGGAGGCAGAACGCAGGAGAAAGCAGUGUUUGCAGAUAACGGAGAUCUUGCAAUCAGCGACAAAAGUUGCUGGAGUGGAGAAGGCCAAGGGUCUGCGGAGGACAAGGACGGCGACGUGGUAGGCGGGAGUCGGGGUUGUCUUUGGCGGAUUGGUGUGCGAGGACUGUCUUCGCGGUCGGAACGAUGACAGCGGUGCCGGAAGUUGAACGAUGCUCCAGGAGCAGGAUGCGAGUCGUGGACAAUCGCGCGGAUGUAUUUCAGGGCCGGGAUUUUCCAGCGCAUUCCCUUGGGUUCCUUGGCAUGUGUUACAUGAGGUGCUGGCGCAUGCUCGCGCAAGGAUCGGAUCGAGGCAGCGGGGUGAAGUGAUCCGCUUCGUUGAAGAGCUGUUGCAGCGAGAGCCGAACAAGGGGAUGGUAAUGCCCGUUUGUGGGGAAGCGGAAGUGCGGGAGGAGUUAUCGAUUCCGGAAUCUGGAUACAAGCACUGGGCGCCCGCUUCAUAUGACAAGUUGAACGGGGCGUCAGUAUCGAGGUCUUUGUGAGCUGAAAUGUAUAGCGAGUGUGGUCGGUGCGGAGAGACCAUGAACGUCUGUUUUGAGCCCCGUCAUGUAUACAUAUCACUGCAGCCUUUUGGCAUGGGGCGUCCAUUACAUUGUGGACAAAAUGUCGGUGACAAUUACUAGGUGUAUGGCCGCUGAGUGUGGUCGAUUGAGUUAGGACUAGUAUGCGGCGUUGCACAUUUUCACCUUGACUUUGACUUGUAUGUAGUUUUUAUUUUAAUCUUUACUAGAUGAACCCGUGUAGUUGUCACGAAAAGUAUGACUCAAAUGAAGUAUUUUUUUGAAAGAUA